AUGAGCGGUCUCGGUAGGAACCGACCAGUCACCAAGCUCGGCUACAAGAAGCUUCCCUUACUCACGGAGCCGGCUGCGCCCUCUGGCCCCUUGUCCGACGCGGACAUCGACACCUCCUGCUACAACAUCCCUCGACGCGGUACCGUCCCGGCGCCCCCUCCUCCCAGUCCUCUCCCCACACCGAAAGCGCCCCUCAACGCUCUCUCCGCCGCCAUGAUGACGAAGCAAACGGUCGAAGCGAAGCGACAAGACGCGCUUGCGCUCAAGCGACGCCGCGAGGCCGAGGCGAAACCGGGAUACAAGGAUCUCGCGAGCGACAUCAAGAAGUUCAAGUACACCGGGCUUGAUCCGCGCGAUCCCGAUGCGGUGCAGAAUCAUAUCGCGUCUCCCAGGGCGCAGCAGAGCACUCAAAGGGUGCCGGAUAGGGGGAUCGUCAAGCCGGAAGGGAGAGGGGGGUCAUCGAAGCCGGGGUGGACGGUGGAGAAGGCAAAUACGGUCCAGGGUAUGGGGGGGCAAGACAGAUGGCCUCCACCAACUGUCAUGGAAGAAGACGAUGACCAGCUGGCGGACGAGGACGAUGAAGAGAAGGAUACCAUCUUCGACAGCAUCAUCUCCUCGAACAAGAAGAAUAACAGCACUGCGAGGACUAACUACCUCGACCCGACCAUCAAGCCCUUCAAGUCUGUCCAGCCAACUCAGCCGAACUCGUCAGCUCCGGCUUCGCAUCAAGAUCGCCGUUCUCAGCCUUCGUCGAAAUUCCAGCUCGGCCCCACCUCGAAACGAAAGCAAGCUCUUCCCUAUUCCGCCACCGCUACCUCCAGUGGCUCGUCCGCCCGACUCGUCCAGACACAGCCGAAACCGCGACCGGCGACAACGGCCAAGCAGGGUACCAAGGUGCCUUCGAAAGUAUUACAGGCGAUCGAUGAGGACGAGUAUGGGGAUGCUGUGUUCGACCAGCUGUUGGCAAGCGCGACAGAGUUUGACGAUGGCACCAGCAUGUAUGACGAUCCAGAGCUGGACAGGGCUCUCGAAGCGGCUCUCGCGAGCGGUGUGGACUGGUAG
This is a messenger RNA of Dioszegia hungarica, 1062 nucleotides long. RefSeq lists its product as uncharacterized. The record is from RefSeq and is a predicted model, not a curated record. The transcript is spliced from 6 exons. The coding region runs from base 1 to 1062 and encodes 353 amino acids. NCBI's taxonomy places the organism in Eukaryota, Fungi, Basidiomycota, Tremellomycetes, Tremellales, Bulleribasidiaceae.